AUGAAGAUCACGAAGCACUGCUCCUCGACCUUCCCGACGACCGCUACUGGCUCCCUUGUUGGUAUGGACAACAAUGGUGUCCUCGAGGUCACGAACACUUUCGCCUUUCCCACUGUCGAUGUCGCCAGCGUUGAUAGCCACCAGAAUGACGCCUCCAGCCUUGCUGCCGCAGCCCCUCGCGCAAAGGCCAACAUCGUAUACCAGAAUGACAUGAUAAGACAUCUGAAGGAGGUCAACGUCGACGCCAACAACGUCGGUUGGUACACGAGCGCGACUAUGGGCAACUUCAUCAACCUCGGCUUCAUCGAGAAUCAAUACCACUACCAGCGGGACAAUGACCGCGUCGUGGCUCUGGUUCAUGAUGUCAGCCGUAGUUCACAGGGUGUUCUGAGCUUGCGCGCGUUCAAGCUGACGAACACUUUUAUGGCGGCUUACAAGGAGGGCAAGUUUACGACUGAUAGCCUACAAAAGUCCAAGCUCACCUACAAGGACAUUCUCGUCGAGUUCCCUGUGUCUGUCCACAACUCCCACCUUCUCACUUCAUUCCUUCACCAAGUCCCGGCACCCCCUGAGAACCCCGAAGUUCCUCUACCUUCUGCUCUGUCCGAUAUUGAGCGGGAUCCCGUCCAAAUCCCUCCCUACCCGUCGCUUGACGCCCUGGAUCUGUCGAUCGAUCCCUUCCUUGAGAAGACUUGCGAUUUGCUGCUAGACAGCAUCGAGUCCCACUACACAGACCUCAACAACCACCAAUACUACCAGAGACAACUUGCUCGCGAGCAAACGAAGAUCACAGCUUGGCAGACAAAGCGGAAGGCAGAGAACGCGGCCCGAACUGCUGCAAAGCAGUCCUUGCUGCCCGAGGAUGAGUGGCAGAGACUCUUCAAGCUGCCCCCAGAGCCCAGCAGGCUCGAGGGUAUGCUCAACGCCAGACAGGUUGAGCAGUACAGCAGACAGGUAGACGGCUUCACAGCAAAUAUCAGCGCCAAGAUGUUUGCAGUACGAGGUAAUUUGCUGCCGGAGUAG
Phaeoacremonium minimum UCRPA7 is the source of this 1023-nucleotide messenger RNA. Its product is annotated as putative eukaryotic translation initiation factor 3 subunit 3 protein. Gene Ontology annotation, molecular function: metallopeptidase activity; protein binding; translation initiation factor activity. Lineage: Eukaryota; Fungi; Ascomycota; Sordariomycetes; Togniniales; Togniniaceae. Gene Ontology annotation, cellular component: cytoplasm; eukaryotic translation initiation factor 3 complex; cytosol. The transcript is spliced from 2 exons. The record is from RefSeq and is a predicted model, not a curated record. The coding region runs from base 1 to 1023 and encodes 340 amino acids.